GUAUGGGACACGUUCCAAGCAGUUCUCUAAAGUGCGGAUCAUUUAACGCACGGUUCAGAGACAGUCCAGCAGGCGGGAUUGUGAAUGGACUUGGCAUUUGUAUCGAAACAAAGUGGGUUUUAUUCCACUUGUGUAAAACGCAUUCUACGAGGGACAGUACACAUCGCACUUCACGGAGAGGUUACUCGUUGACCGCAGCGUCAUGAUGUCUCGAGGUCAUUUCGCAUCUUCUGGGCGCAUACUGUUGGUUCAACAUGCCUACAACAGCCUCGACAAGAACGAUGUCCGACUCCCUUGUCCUGGACGAAGACCAGUACCGCACAUGGAAGUACCAGCUUCGAGACUCGGUUCUCCACGCCAUGCAGAGCAGUCCCGCAAGCCGCGAGGCCGACGCCAAGUUUGAAGGGUACCGUCUAUCUUCGUCCGAGAAGCACGCGACCCUUCGUGUGUUCAAACGCAAAGCCGCCCAGAUCAAGCAGCACAAGAAGUCGCCGUUCGUGGAAGUGCUGAGCAUCAACACGUUCGACAGCUCGACCGUGUCCCUCGACGACAUCGCGUACGCGUUCCACAAUGCCACCACGCACGACCACCGCAACCACACCGCCAUGAAUUUCCCCAGCCGGUUCGUCGACGGUGCCAUCCUCAACACAACGCUAUCAACCUGUGUCGAAGAUCCAUUCCAGUGGUUUGGGGUCAAGUCGCUCGUGCUGCGCUUCGACCUGAGCGUCGCGCGUCGAAGUGCAACGUACGUCGAGUACUCUGGGACGACCGCCGACCGCGAAGGCCACAAGGUGCUGUUCGUGGUGCGGGAGUCAUGUCCAUCGCUCAUCUCACCAACGUCACCGUCGUUUGUGUUCAAGGAGCAUCUGUUGUUCACGCAACUCGCCGACUUUCGCAUCGAAGGCGUGCACUACUACCAUGCACAGGACGACCCCAAAGGAACCAAGUACCCGUCGUUCCUCUUCAACAAGCAAGCGGUGCAGCACGGCCACUUGCUUGAGCACGUGCCCCACAUCUGUCGGCAGAAGUGGCUGCUCGCGGCCCACCGUCGUCCGCCGCCGCUGUUGACGUCGUCAACAACCAUCUUGUGCGAGUCGUGCGACUCGACGAAAACGACCAAGCGCCACCCCUGCCGCGCCUGCGGGUACGCCGUCUGUGCCAAGUGCAUCGUGUGGGCGUCGGAAGCCGCGCCUCACGCCGGCGGCGUGGCCAAGGUCGUCGUGUGCAAACGGUGCUACGUCGUGGCCAGCCACGUGCAACCGUCGAAACAGAAACUUGAAUCCAACAACGUCCGGUUAUUUGACGGCGGCCCUCCUACUUCCGGACAAAACGACCACGGCAUUGAAGGGGACGACAGCCUCCGCGACAACGUGCCCCCGGAGCUGCUCGCCAUGCCGCUAAACAUGUCGAGCUCAUCCGUAGACAAGAAUGGUCGGGAGAGCAACUUGACGUGCCGCUCGACGGUGCAAAGCGAAGACUUUGUCAUGACAUCGCCGUAUGAACCAAGCGAUGGCGACAGCGACGACGACGAGGACCUGACGGCGAGCUUUGUUCGAGUGAGCCAAGGCCUCCAAGCCCAGAAACACCUCGUCCAUCAAAUGCAAAGGCAUUUUGGCUUGGUCAGCACUUAAGCGAGCGAUGCUGCCAUGGGGGACAAUGUCUCGAUCGCAGAGACUCUACUUAUAUAACUUAUUCAAAGUAUAUCUUCCUA
This is a messenger RNA of Aphanomyces astaci, 1711 nucleotides long. RefSeq lists its product as hypothetical. The transcript has a single exon. The record is from RefSeq and is a predicted model, not a curated record. Gene Ontology annotation, molecular function: metal ion binding. Bases 255 to 1631 code for a protein of 458 amino acids. NCBI's taxonomy places the organism in Eukaryota, Oomycota, Saprolegniomycetes, Saprolegniales, Verrucalvaceae.